AUGAGAAAAAAAUCGUUUAAUUUAACCUGUCAGGUAAACGAUGGAUAUCCUCAAAAGAAUUCGCUAAGCGAAUCUCAAGAUCAACUUCAGGAUGAUUCUUUAUCGAGUGACUCUGAUCGAGGACAAUGGGGCAACAAAGCAGAAUUCAUGCUCUCUUGCGUUGGCUUAUCGGUUGGUUUGGGAAAUGUGUGGCGAUUUCCUUACUUGGCCUAUAAACAUGGCGGAGCCGCCUUUCUUCUUGCCUACUUGGUUUUGCAGCUACUAAUUGGCAAACCUUUGUAUUUUAUGGAAUUGGCGAUGGGACAGUACUCUUCCAAGGGGCCUACUGGGGUGUGGUCAAUGAACCCCAGUGCUAAGGGAAUCGGGAUAUCUAUGAUGUUCAUCUCAUUGGUGGUUGCAAUCUACUACAAUGUUAUCAUGGGCUAUACAUUGUUUUACUUCUUUUCAUCUAUGCAAACCACACUUCCUUGGAUGGACUGCUCGAAGUUUCCUGAUUAUAGCUGUAUAUCUGAACGAGUGACAUGUGUCGGUAACAUGACACUCGACAAAGAGGGAUGCUUAUGUCCGAUUAAGACAACAAAUAAAACGUGGUACGAGCCAGGUUACAAUAUAACUUGCAGAAAUACUAGUGAAACCUUCUAUACUGCUUCAACUUUGUUCUUUGAACUUGAAGUCAUUCAACGUUCUAAGGGACUGGAACCGGAAAACAUUGGAGUUCCCAUCUGGAAGCUGGCAUUGUGUAUGCUUCUCUCCUGGAUAAUUGUUGUCGCUUGUCUGUACAAAGGAGUCAAAUCAUCUGGAAAGGUGGUCUAUUUCACAGCUACGUUCCCUUAUGUAAUUCUGAUAAUUUUAUUAAUUCGUGGGGCUAUCUUGCCUGGAGCUCUCGACGGGGUCAAGUAUUUCAUUGUACCUGAAUGGGAAAAAUUUUCGGAUAUUACAAUGUGGGUAGACGCCGCUGGCCAGAUGUUCUUCUCACUCAGUGUGUGUUUUGGUGGAAUCAUCAUGUUUGGUAGCUACAACAGGUUUCGUAACAACAUCUAUGCAGAUGCCCUGAUAAUUAGUUUAAUGGAUUUGUUGACGAGUGUCAUCGCCGGUUUUGUCAUCUUUACAAUCCUCGGUCAUCUUUCAUUCAAGACACAAAUCGAUAUUUCAAAGAUUGCUCAAAAAGGCUACGGUCUCGCUUUUGUUGCUUACCCUGAAGCCUUGGCGACCUUACCUGUACCGCAGUUGUGGUCAGUACUCUUCUUCUUCAUGUUGUUUACACUUGGAUUGGACAGUGAGUUUGCUCUUUUGGAGACAAUGCUGACUUGUUUACAAGACGAAUAUCCGAAACUCCGAAAAUACAAAGGUUUACUGUGUGUCGUUUCUGGUAUCAUCUGCUUCUUUUUGGCGUUACCGUGCAUAUGCCCUGGUGGAGAUUAUGUGGUAAUUCUUAUGGAUUACUACGGUGCGGAUUUUGCUGUCCUGUGCGUGGCAUCUUGUGAAUCAAUCGCGGUUAUGUGGGUUUAUGGUUUUAGACGUUUUCUCAAGGAUGUCGAAUAUAUGAUUGGCUUUAAACCAAAUCCAAGCGUUUUCUGGAGUUUCUGUUGGGUUAUUUGCAGUCCCAUUCUCAUUACAGUACUCUUCAUCUAUCGAAUGGUAAGAUACAACCCCCCAAAUUAUCCAGACUUACCCCUGGUAGGAAGUAAAAAAAUGCCAUAUCCAGAAUUUGCACAAGUAAUUGGCUGGCUGUUGACGAUAAUUGGACUCAUGCCAAUACCAAUUUAUUUCUUAUAUAAAUUAUUUACUGCCAAAUCGUCUGAAUUCGCUGAUAAAAUGGCAGAAAUCACCAGACCGACAACUGAAUGGUGCGCGAGGAGAAAGUCCAACAAAACUGGUGUGGACAAUCUGGCGAUGGAUACAAAACGGUUUUGA
This is a messenger RNA of Acanthosepion pharaonis, 1914 nucleotides long. The record is from the annotation of a GenBank genome assembly. Lineage: Eukaryota; Metazoa; Mollusca; Cephalopoda; Sepiida; Sepiidae.